Molecule: messenger RNA, 303 nt
Organism: Prorocentrum cordatum
Lineage: Eukaryota; Dinophyceae; Prorocentrales; Prorocentraceae
Source: the annotation of a GenBank genome assembly
AUGGCGGCCCUGGCCGCGGCGGGCAGCGCCCCUGAGGUUGCGGCCCUGGCCGCGGCGGGCAGCUUCGCCGGGCGCGUCGCCCUGGUGUCCGGCGGCGGCGGGGGCAUCGGCCGCGCCGCGGCGCUCGCCUUCGCCCGGGAGGGCGCCAGCGUGGCGGUGGCCGACGUCGACCUGGCCCUCGCGGAGGAGACCUGCUCCCUUGCCGGCGGGGCGCCGGGCCGCGCGGUGCCGUUCCGGUGCGACGUGGCGGCCGCGGAGGAGGCCCGGAAGAAGAGACACAGCAUUGCGCAGGGCAUCGAAUAG